Molecule: messenger RNA, 1152 nt
Organism: Trichomycterus rosablanca
Lineage: Eukaryota; Metazoa; Chordata; Actinopteri; Siluriformes; Trichomycteridae
Gene: eif4ebp1
Product: eukaryotic translation initiation factor 4E binding protein 1
Exons: 4
Coding region: 219-569 (116 amino acids)
Biological process (GO): negative regulation of translational initiation
Cellular component (GO): cytoplasm
Molecular function (GO): eukaryotic initiation factor 4E binding
Source: RefSeq, a predicted model, not a curated record
UCCUGUAGUGCGGUGCGAGUGUGUGUGAGGGAAACGACCGUGGUGCUGCAGAGAGCCAGAUAUUCAUUAUUUAGCUCGUCUGAGAGGGUGAACGAGUGACUGAGAUGAGAUUAUCUAAAUAAUAUACUAAUAUUUAUUUAGAAAAUAGCCCUAUUUGGCGCAGAAGCGAGAAGGUUUGAUACAGGUGCAGAAGGCUGGGGAGUCAUUAUUGGUAGAAAAUGUCCAUAAGCAGUGAGAAAACCACCAGCCGGGCCAUUCCGACCAGCAGGCGGGUUCCCAUCAGCGACGCGGCCCAUCUGCCUCAUGAUUACUCCAGUACACCCGGAGGAACCCUGUUCAGCACCACUCCUGGAGGCACCCGAAUAAUUUACGACCGAAAGUUCCUGCUGGACUGUCGCAGCUCCCCGCUGGCCCACACGCCCCCCACCUAUCUGCCCGACAUCCCCGGAGUGACCAGCCCCCCCACGAUCGGCGUUAACAACAACAAAACCCGCCCCAAAGAGACCAUCAGCAGCCCUCCUGUGGACAAGAGUACAGGAGAAGACGCUCAGUUUGAAAUGGACAUCUAGUGCCCACGAAGGUCCGCUGCUCCAGUCAGAGUGAAACACGUCAACAUUACUGUGAUUGUGACCGUCUGAGAGGACGAAUCCACCAGGUUUCUCCUCCGUCGUUCCACCUUUUCACUUUUUUUCUUCUUUGUCGCUGUAUUUUUCUUUUAUUUCUGUAUUAACGCUUUUAUAUCAGGCACACAAACCAGCACCAGCUCACACUGCCGUGCCCGAACAUGCCAGUAUCAUUAAACCACCUUCAGCCAUUUCUGCUCCAGAAUCCAGCUCGUGUGGGUUAAUGAAAGGCCGCUGGAAUCGAGCUGCAGCACCCAGAUCUUUCUAACCGACUGUGAAGCUUUCGGGAAACCAUUAGCACACCGAUCCCCCUCGCGACAGUGUUACCUGUUUGUAAUGAAAAUGUAAACGUUCUUUCUUUUGAAAUUUUCACCCAGAGUCUUUCAACUGAAUGUAAAAACUAUUUUUUUUAAUUAUUUUGGUUACACAGUGGUUCUCAUCAACCACAGGGGAUAAAAUCCCUGACUGUAAUUCAUGUGAGCGUAUGAAAAAUGUUGUGAACGAGCAAUUAAAAUGGUCUGAGAAUCCA